This is a messenger RNA of Trichoderma reesei QM6a, 1732 nucleotides long. RefSeq lists its product as uncharacterized. The transcript is spliced from 3 exons. The coding region runs from base 704 to 1732 and encodes 342 amino acids. Gene Ontology annotation, biological process: proteasome-mediated ubiquitin-dependent protein catabolic process. Gene Ontology annotation, cellular component: proteasome complex; proteasome regulatory particle. Gene Ontology annotation, molecular function: metallopeptidase activity; protein binding. NCBI's taxonomy places the organism in Eukaryota, Fungi, Ascomycota, Sordariomycetes, Hypocreales, Hypocreaceae. The record is from RefSeq and is a predicted model, not a curated record.
UCGAGGAAUACUCUGUAUCGGCAUGCGGCCACGACCGCUGUAGCUUUCAGGUAGGUAGGUAGGUAGGUAGUGGAGCUAGAUAUAGCACUGCAUUUAUGCAACUAUUGUCUGCAAAAAAGCAUAGGAUACACACAUCCUCCUAGGGGAUAUCGGGAUACAAAGUCAUGAUAAUAGUAAUAGUAUCAUAUAGAAUAUAGAUAUACAUAUAUAAAAUAAAUAUUAAUUAUGAAAUUAUAAUAUUAACCUACGUAUUGUAUAGUGUUAUAUUUGUAAAUAUAGAUGCAGAAAUAUAUAUAAUCAAAACAAAAGUACUACCUCUGCUAUUCUUAUAUUUUUAUAUACAGUAAUUCUCUCCUUAUAAGGCAGUGUGUAAUCACGAUUACUACUAAAUCGAGUAUAGUGUCUUGGUGCUCUAGCUCCCUGGAGGGGUAGGUGCCGCCAGUAGAAUGACGGAACGCAGCGACGUAAGUCGGAUAGGUACCUAAUUGCUUCUUUGGCGAUUCCACCGUCAAGCAAACAAUCGACCACGACCGCGACCACGACCUCUAACCGCCAAACCAAUUCACGUGGCUCCUGUUGUCAUCGCCGGCGAACGAACCGCUUCGAGUCUAUCUUCUUCUCCUCCUUCUUCUCACGCUGACCCCGAGCACCAACCCUCUCGCACGGCCUCGCUCAAGAACGAUCCGGUCCCCAGCCAGCCACGAUGCCGACCACCACCGCGGAAACGCUCUCGCUGGUGACCAGAAACGUCUCCGUCGCUCCGCUCGUCCUCCUCUCCGCCGUCGACCACUACAACCGAACAGUCACCAGCAAGACAAAGAGGCGGGUGGUCGGAGUUCUCCUCGGUCAGAAUGACGGCAAGAACGUGAGGGUGUCCAACAGCUUCGCAGUUCCCUUUGAGGAGGACGAAAAGGACCCUUCAGUAUGGUUCCUGGACCACAACUACGUCGAGUCGAUGAACGACAUGUUCAAGAAGGUGAAUGCGCGGGAGAAGCUGGUGGGGUGGUACCAUACGGGACCCAAGUUGCGAGCCUCUGAUCUCGAGAUCAACGAGUUGUUCAAGCGCUACACGCCCAACCCGCUGCUGGUCAUUAUCGAUGUCCAGCCAAAGGAGUCGGGCGUGCCCACCGAUGCGUAUUUUGCGGUUGAGGAGAUCAAAGAUGAUGGAACGACGACUUCCCGGACGUUUGUCCACACACCGUCCAUCAUCGAGGCCGAGGAAGCAGAGGAAAUCGGAGUCGAGCAUCUGCUGCGAGACAUCCGCGACGUCGCUGUCGGCACCUUGUCCACGCGCGUCACUAACCAGCUGCAAUCGCUCCAAGGGCUGCAUCUUCGGCUACGAGACAUUGGAGCCUACCUCCAGAAGGUCCUCGACGGCCAACUGCCCGUCAACCACGCGAUCCUCGGCAACCUACAAGACGUCUUCAACCUUCUCCCCAACCUCUCCACGCCAGAAGACGACAGCAGAACAGGAGGCCACGAACUAUCACACGCCAUGAGCAUCAAGACCAACGACCAGCUGAUGGCCAUCUACCUCAGCAGCCUGAUACGCGCCAUCACCGCAUUCCACGACUUGAUAGAGAACAAGAUCCAGAACCGACAGCAGCAGGACGAGAAGGAGCCGAAGAAGGACGAGGCGAAGGACAAGGACGAGAAGAAGGACGCGGGCGCCACCAACGCAAACGGAGAGUCCAAGGAGAGCAGCGAUAAAGAAAAGUCUAAAAAGAAGUAA